UCGUAUUUGGACGAUAGGAGAGUAACUUAUACGUUCCCGCGUUAAUGAUGUUCACAAAGAUACUGUGUUUGACCUUGUCUGUGUUUGAGCUCCGAAGACCAUAAAGACUUGUAAAGGGGUGGGUCUCUGCUAUCUCUGGUGAAAGGGGAAAAGGAGGUGAGUGCAGUUUUGAUGGGUUCUUGUAUCAGUGCUCCAAUCAAAGGGGUGGAUUCAAAAUUUGAAGAAGAUGGUAAAGAUUUUUGUAAGUCUAGUAGCAAGGUCUCAUCUGCCUAGGUGCCACUUACUCCGACGACAAAUUUGAAGAGCUUUGCCUUCAGCGAACUCAAAACAGCCACCGGGAAUUUCCGUCCCGAUAAUGUGUUGGGAGAAGGUCGUUUUGGUAGUGUCUAUGAAGGCUGGAUUGAUGAGCAUACAUUUACAGCUGCCAAACCAGGGACUGGCAUGGUUAUUGCUGUGAAGGGACUAACCAAUGAACACGCUCAGCCUCACGAAGAAUGCUUGUCGUGCAUACAAGAACUUAAAUGAGCAUUGAUCAUUCUCAUCUACCAUGUCAAUAAGACAUCACCAGAAUUUCCAGAAUGAAAUUUAAGUUCUGAUAAACCUCGAGUUCAAGUAUAGGCAAAAAUUAAUAAUUUGGGGCAACUGUAUCAUCCCAAUCUUGUGAAAUUGGUUGGGUACUGUUUGGAGGAUCAUCAGCGGUUUCUGGUAUACGAGUUCAUGGCACAGGGUAGCUUGGAAGAUCAUCUAUUUACGAGGGCUUGUAUUCAACCGCUUUCUUGGAACCUCCGUGUGAAGGUUGCUCUUGGCGCUGCUAAGGGACUUGCAUUUCUUCACAGCUCAGAAGCAAAACUGAAAUCUAGCGAUUUCAAAUCCUCUAAUAUUCUGCUUGAUUCUAACUUCGAUGCAAAGCUUGAUGAUUUUGGGUUGGCCAGGCCACUAGUUGGUGUAGUCGAUGUCCUUCCAGGUCCCUAUGGUUAUGAUCCUGAUUAUGUGGUCAUACGCGGUACGGGUACGAGUAAUGGUUAUACUGCUCCCGAGUAUGCGGUCACAGGUGAUCCAACUGCCAAAAGUGAAGUAUAUAGUUUUGGGGUUGUUCUCCUCGAGAUGUUGACCGGUCGAAGAGCAGUGGACAAGAAUAGUCUAAUCGGGAAAGACAAGCAAUACCCGGCCAGCAAAAUUCUCCGUUUGAUGGAUCCUCGUAUUAAAGGCCAGUACUCAGUAGGUGGAGCACGGAGAGCAGCUAACAUUGCUAUCAAAUGCCUACAAACUGAACCCAAGUUGAGGCCAAACAUGAAUGAGGUGGUGGAAGCAUUAGAGCAGCUUCAGGACUUGAAAGACACGGAAAGCCCUAAGAGGGAAUCCCUCCAUAAUAAUCACAACAAUUCAAAGAGGUAGCCGUUUCGUAGGUAAAAAAAAAAAAAAAAGACACAGAAAGUCCUAAAAGCGAAUCCCUCCAUAAUAAUCACAACAAUUCAAACAGAGGUCUGAAUGUGCCUGAUGAAGCUUGCAAAGAUGGCAUCACCCAGUAAGCCUAGUUGUUAGAGCGUCUAGCGCUUGCAAAGAGGAAGCUGCUUCUUAUCCAAGGCCAUCUACUUCCCCAGGUCAUGGUUAAAGGUUAUGUUUGAUAUAAAUGCAAUAAAUUCAGGAACUAGGACAUGUAUUACAUGGACACUUGGACGAUUACUGUAUACUUCUAAUAUUAAUUUAGUUGAUUUUUUACUAUUGAUACUUCAUUUUACACAUUGUUAUGCCUGGAUUAUGAUAUUAUACGAGAAACAUGAGGAGAUUAGUCCCCGGGAAUUUCGACUUGUUUAGACGAGCAAUAAAUUCUAUUAAAAACUAAACAAAUAAAUUGCAUACAUUGUAUAUUAUGCCAUUAAUUUUCCUCUUACAAGAAAUAAAUCUAAUCUGCAUUAAAGAGAUUUUGCCACGUUAAAAUUUUGGUGGAGAGAUUAGACAAGCUUCACAUGCAAAACACCCUCCUUCUCAAUGUAUGCAAAUAGGCCAUCAACCAAAGCGUCUCUCUCCCACUUUUCAAAGUGAAAGGUGGGUUGAUGGAUGCUUGUAUUUGACGGGAUAAUAAUAAAAAUAAAAAUAAAAAAUAAAAAAUAAAAAAUAAAAAAUAAAAACAAACAAA
Molecule: messenger RNA, 2137 nt
Organism: Cornus florida
Lineage: Eukaryota; Viridiplantae; Streptophyta; Magnoliopsida; Cornales; Cornaceae
Product: receptor-like cytoplasmic kinase 176
Exons: 6
Coding region: 718-1395 (225 amino acids)
Biological process (GO): protein phosphorylation
Molecular function (GO): protein kinase activity; ATP binding
Source: RefSeq, a predicted model, not a curated record